AUGGGCAAGGAUAGAAGCAGCAGAGAGGGCGGCGACGCCUCGUCCUCGGCCAGCCAAUCAAAACGACCUGGCAUCAACCACCAGGACAGCGACUCUCAGGUCAGCGAUCAGGCCUCUCAGCACGGCGGAGGCAGUCACCACACCGGCUUGCACCGCACCAAGCCCCAGAAACACAUUGUCGGCGGAGGCGGCGCCGGACGACUACACGCCCGCGUGCCCUCCUCCAAGGCCCUCUACAAACAACACCACCCGGCGGCCCUGGCCGCCGCCGCAGCAUCCUCGACCAAGCAGCAGCAGCGCCGGCAGCCCUCGCCCGACCCGACCGAGCACGACGACGGCCAAUUGCCCUGGGUCCAGCCGACGCACCGCCGCGCCACCUCGGAGGUGAAGCUGUCGCGCGAGUCCUCCACGACCAACCUGAUCAAGAAGAACGCGUCCCACUCGAGCCUGAUCAAGCGGAACAGGUCGCACAUCGACGUGGGCAAGCGCAACAAGUCGUCGGGCCAGCUCAAGCGCUCGCUGUCCAACCCGGGCGUCGACAAGCUCAAGGCCGCCAUCGCGAGCGGCGGCAACAGCAGUAGCCAUAAUACCAAGAACGAAAAGACCCAGGUACACUUCGACCUGGGCAACGACGAUCAAGAGGACGAGUGGGUGGACGCUAGCACCUCGGCCUCGCCGUACCUGUCGCGGCGCACAUCGGUAGCCGGCAGCGGGCAGUCGUCCGCCAGGCAGCCCGCCAGCCCCGAGGACUCGAGGCCGCAGAGCCUGUCGUCGUCCAUACACCACAGAGACAAGGGCAAAGACGUGGCUUCUUCCUCCUCGGCCGGGACGGUCGCGUCCAGCGCGCCCGACCGGGCCACGGUCCAGCACAAGAUCAACCUUACAUCGAGACUACUGCAGAGAACGCCUUCGACCGGCGCGCCGCCCAUGAUGUCCAGCGAGACGGCGUCUGCGUCGGCGAGGCCGCCGCCUGCGCACCAGCCGCGGGAGCAGUCGCCCGACUCGGGCCUCAGCCGGCAGUCGACGUCGACGCUGUCGGGCACGCCGCAGACGCCCGGCCAGAACCUGCCCGGCGCCGGCGCCGGCGGCGCCAGCGCCAAGGACGACAUGACGUCGCGCUUCGUGACUAACAGCCAGGGCGUGGGGUCGGCGGCUACGGGAUCCAGCUCGUUCUACAACGCGUCGCGGGGGAGCUCGUCUCGUCCCGGCUCGGGCAUCAGGGAGGAAGAGGAGGGCCUCAAGAGGCCGCGGUCUAUGGGGGCGCUGUCUCUGGCCGGCCCGGCCACCGCGCGCUCGAUGGCGGCGCAGAGGGAAGACGAGGACCACUGGACGGACGAGGACGGCCGCGCGGAUAGCAGAUCGCCGGCGGGAGAAGGAGGAGGAGGAGGCAGGGCCCGGCGGGCGGGAGCGUACGUGGUGCCCCCCGCGGCCGACACGCGCGUCCAGCAGAAGCUGGACCUGCAGCGGGCGAGCUCGACCAUCGAGCCGAGCCACCGGCACCACCAGGGCGCCGGGGUCGCGGCCGGCGCGCUGAUCGGCGGGGCCGGCUACGACACGCGCGACCCGCGCAUCGGCAAGCUGCUCGAGCGCACGGGCAUGGAGUACCUCGUCGUCCGGCGGUACCAGAACCCCGUCGCCCGCAGCAUCGCCCGCCUGUCGCAGCUGCCCGGUGCGGACAAGAACAGGCGCAUCCCCAACGGCGGCACCGGCGGCGGCGGCGGCGGCGGUGGUACGCCGAGCCGGUCUGGCGCCGGUGGCGGUGGCGGUGGUGGUGCAGCAGGGCAUGCUAAGCGCGUGUCCGAGUACGGCGGCGGCCGGUUCGGCCUGAGCCAGAGCUUCCGCGAUGAGCAGGCGAGGCAGCAGCAGCAGCGGCCGAGCAGCGCUGCUGGGCCCGGUCACGGUGCGGCCGUCGGCAAUGCGAAGAGGCCCGUGACGCCCAAGCGCGCGACGUCGUACGCGCGGCCCAACGGGGCUGGGCCGUCGGGCGAGGCGGCCGGCGGCGGCGGCGGCGGUGGUGGUGGUGGCGGCGCGCUGAGCGGGUCGAGCCUGGUGGACGGCGAGGACGACGACGGCACGGUGGCGCUGCUGCGCAACCUGUGGGAGAAGAACUUGGACCUGAGCGCCAGCCAGGAGUAG
Thyridium curvatum is the source of this 2136-nucleotide messenger RNA. RefSeq lists its product as uncharacterized. The transcript has a single exon. NCBI's taxonomy places the organism in Eukaryota, Fungi, Ascomycota, Sordariomycetes, Thyridiales, Thyridiaceae. Gene Ontology annotation, cellular component: TORC1 complex; fungal-type vacuole membrane. The record is from RefSeq and is a predicted model, not a curated record. The coding region runs from base 1 to 2136 and encodes 711 amino acids.